Molecule: messenger RNA, 1136 nt
Organism: Coccinella septempunctata (seven-spotted ladybird)
Lineage: Eukaryota; Metazoa; Arthropoda; Insecta; Coleoptera; Coccinellidae
Exons: 2
Coding region: 206-850 (214 amino acids)
Source: RefSeq, a predicted model, not a curated record
UUGGUGAUAAACAACUUCUGAGCCAUUCAUCUCAAAACUAGGCUGAAUGGAGUUGGUUCACUUCAGUUUUGAACCCCUCAAUUAUGGAAUUUACUGUAUCAAAAUGAAAUUUUUCUUUAUUUAUAGCUUUUCAAGAAGAUGAGGAGAAUGUUUUUACAAAUGAGGAAGGUGUGAUUUGGUUAAAAAAAAACCUACUGAUACCGAUAUGGCCGCAACACAUCUCAUGUUGAGAUUAAGAGAUCAGAAAAAGGAGCAGUUCAAUAAUAAAAAAAAUAAUAAGAGACAGCUAUGGGCUGGGAUAGCUGAAGAGCUGACAAGGAACAAAUUUAUGUUGGGGGCGAAUGGCGGUGAAAGGUGCCGCCAAAAAUUCGCCAAUUUGACUAAGGCAUACUUGAGAUAUAUAAGAAACCAGAAGACAACAGGGGCAGCCUUCAUGGAGCAUCCUCCAUUUUUUGAGGAGGUCCACUCAAUUUUAUGUGAGAAGCAUAAAACUCAACCCAAACAUUUAGUGGACAGCUUGGAGGAUGAGCCCAUGCCUGAGGCCCCUAUGCCCGUGCAAGAAGCGCCAAUAAUGGACGAGGGCGCUUCUUGCAGCUACAACACUAGAACGGAACCAGCCAUAACUGACCGGUUCAAAAACCUGAUGGAUACUCCUACCUCCAGAACUAACAAAGGGGAUCUGGUUCUACAGGAGUUGAGGAGCCACCAGGUGGAACAGAGAAGACAAUUCGACGUCCUUGCUGCUCAUCUAAAGAAAACAGAGGAGCAGAGGGAGAAGCUCCUCAAUAUUAUGGAGCAAUUUUUUACAAGAAAGAGGAAGAGGCAGGAAGAAGAUUCUGAUGGAGAAUAAAGGGGCCUUUUCCUCUUUCUUGUAAAAAAUUUGUGUAUAUUUUUGUUUUGUUUUUAUUUAUUUUAUGUAUUUAAUAAAGUUCUUUUUUUAUGUAUAUAUUAUGUUAUUCUUGAAUUUCAGUGAUAUUUUCCUUCAUUCGUUUUUUUUGGUUUUGUAAGCUAGUGUGAACACAAAUAAAACUUAGCUUGUGCGUAUUUUUAAAGUGUUCACAUUUAUGAAAGGUCUAAACAGCAUGUGUAGCAUUAAGACAUUGACACUGGCGUGAACAAAGCUUCAUUUUACAUUG